GAUUUCUUUCGCGUGGGUGUAGUUUCAGACACCAGCCCGAGCGAUUUCAAAAACGUCAGUUUGGUUGGUUCGCGUGGUCACUACGAGAUUAACGCGAUUGGAUGGAUAUCUGUUUAACUCACACACUAUUGGACGAGAGGUCCCCAAUACAAUCAGCUGAUGAUGGCACUACUAUAGAUACGUGGUUCAUUCAUGCGGUUUGUGCAUUGUACCUAGUCCGAGUAAUGGCCACACGGAUACGGCCGAGCUCUAAGAGAUGCACAGUCAUCGGUGGAUCUGGGUUUCUUGGUCGGCACCUUGUGGAGCAGCUUCUAGUCCGGGGAUACAUUGUGUCCGUGUUUGAUAUCCAGCAGUCUUAUGAGCUGCCUGGGGUCACGUUUCACCUGGGGGAUUUGUGUAAUAAGCAGGCCCUGCUGCCAGCCUUGCAAGGCGUGUCGCUGGUGUUUCACUGUGCCUCCCCUUCUCCUGGCAGCGAUGACCGUUCCCUCUUCCAAAGGGUUAAUGUAGACGGCACUGGCACCAUGCUGGAGGCCUGCCAGGAAGCAGGUGUACAGAAAGUGGUCCUUACCAGUAGUGCCAGUGUGGUGUUUGAAGGGACAGACAUCAAGGAUGGGAAAGAAGUGCUUCCUUAUGCCAAAAAGCCGAUUGACUGCUACACAGAGACCAAGAUUCAGCAAGAGAAGCUGGUGCUGCAAGCCUGUAAUGAGGAGAACGGCUUCCUUACAGUGGCCAUCCGCCCUCAUGGCAUCUUUGGCCCCCGUGACCCCCAGCUGGUCCCAAUCCUGGUGGAGACGGCACGCCAGGGGAAGAUGAAGUUCAUUAUCGGGGAUGGGAGCAACCUGGUGGACUUCACCUUUGUGGAGAACGUCGUCCAUGGGCUCAUAUUGGCCGCUGAGCACCUGCGUCCUAAGUCUCCUCUCUGCGGCAGAGCCUACCAUAUCACCAAUGAUGAGCCUGUACAGUUCUGGGACUUCAUGUCCCAGGUGCUAGUGGGGCUGGGCUACGACGCCCCACGCUACCACCUGCCCUAUUGGCUGGUGUAUGGCCUGGCGCUGCUGCUUUGGCUGUUGGCUCUGCUGCUGAGGCCCGUGGUGAGGCUGCGGCUCACAUUCACCCCCAUGCGUGUGGCGCUGGCUGGGACGCAUCACUACUACAGCUGCACUCGCGCCAAACAGGACAUGGGCUAUAGGCCGCUGGUGGGCCUGCAGGAGGCCAUCGUCCGCACUGUGGAGAGCUACCCACACCUGCGCCGCGGGGCCUGACUGAUGUGGGGGCGGGACCUGAUCAGUGUGGGGGGCCUGAUCAGUGUGG
This is a messenger RNA of Brienomyrus brachyistius, 1311 nucleotides long. RefSeq names its product NAD(P) dependent steroid dehydrogenase-like (gene nsdhl). Gene Ontology annotation, molecular function: 3-beta-hydroxy-Delta5-steroid dehydrogenase (NAD+) activity. Gene Ontology annotation, biological process: steroid biosynthetic process. The record is from RefSeq and is a predicted model, not a curated record. Bases 102 to 1262 code for a protein of 386 amino acids. The transcript is spliced from 8 exons. Lineage: Eukaryota; Metazoa; Chordata; Actinopteri; Osteoglossiformes; Mormyridae.